AUGGAGGGUGCUAGCUCCUCUUUUAACUUUAACUUUGCGGAAAGAGACGUUCAAUUAUUAAAUGAAUCAAAAUUCCGUAACUCUGAAGAAAAUGAAGACUUCUCUAACAAUGAUUCUGACAAUGAUUCUGACGCAAGCUGGGAAUCUUUUGAUAAACAAGCAUUUAAUGAGUUACCUGAACUAGAACAAUUUGUAUUUAACCAAGAGGAAUAUAUUAAAGCACAAACAGAGCUUGAACAAGAAAUUAUAGUUAGUGGCGAAAAUGAUGAUUAUUAUCAAGAUGAUAUUGAGAAAACUUUAUUUUCAUCACUACCACCACCAUCAUCAUCACCCCCUCCUCCAUUAAUUUCAACAGAAAUUCCACCUCCACCAAUACCAACAGAAAUUCCACCUCCAUCAACAUCAACAGAAACUCCACCUCCAACACCUAUUGAGAAACGAAAAUCAGAGUGGGAUGAUGUUAAAUGGAAGGAAGUUGGUGUCAAAUUAGCGCAAAAAGUUUGGAAUUCUCGAAAGGCAUUAUCAGCAAGAAAAUCGAAAAUACAACUGCCAAGCUUCCUUUCAAAUUAUUACGCAACUUUUCUGACAUUUUUAACUAGCUUUUUUGAUGGACUAUUAAGUGAAAUUUUUAAAAGAAAAUUA
Messenger RNA from Funneliformis caledonium, 642 nucleotides. The record is from the annotation of a GenBank genome assembly. NCBI's taxonomy places the organism in Eukaryota, Fungi, Glomeromycota, Glomeromycetes, Glomerales, Glomeraceae.